AUGGAGUCCUAUACAUUACUCGAUCAAAUUGAUGAAGAUGCGCUUCAUAAAUGGCGCCUUCUAAACGUCGAAGAGAAACCUUUUAAACGGAUCACGAAGCGGCUGCUAACUCCUAUCUCCUUCAUAUACGCUCCCUCUACAUUGUUUCCGACUCCCCCUCCCGAAGGCGCAGAUGAAGACGCAGCAGCAGCCAUAGCUGAAACGGACAAACAGAAGAAACUGGAAGACUGGCACCAAUUCCACGAAGACUUAACUCUCGAUUUUGCUGCUUUCGAAAGCAGCCUUGCUAGAAUCCAAUUUCUUCUCGCGAGCAAUGAGAAGGAGCGGCAACGUUACGCGGCCGAAAAGCUGCGAAUUCAGUCCACGGCACAGGCUAUCAAGGAUAAUACGGCUGAAUUGAGAGUACAGCUGGAAGAAGCACAAAAAACUCUUGCACUACGUAAGACCUACGAUGACCUGGCGGAGAAGAUUACGUCGAAUCGAUUGCUCCGGCCCAGAGAGGACCAGGAAGCAAAUCUUCAGAAGCUACAUGCGGAAAUUGCACAACUAGAACAGGAAAGCAAAGAAUAUGCUCAGACAUGGGGGGAGCGUAGAGAGCAAUUCGGUAGAAUCGUUGAGGAAGGAAUGAAUCUUCGACGGCUAAUUAGGGAUGAGAAGGAGGAAGUGGAGAGGAGGGAGGGUAUGGAGGAAGGCGAGGAUGGUGACGAAGGCGAUGUUGGUUCUAAGGGGAAAGGUAGCGCGGUGGGAACCCCAAAGCAGGAUCAAGACAGCGUAACUCCUUCGCAUGCUGUCCAUGAAGAUUCGGGUCUCAUCCCACCUGCGAACAAUAUCGAGAAACAUCGACCAGCUGGGACUGGCAGCGCGACACCACUGCGGCAAGCGAUGAGUGCGUCGUCGAUUGAUGGAAAGCCGCCCAUUCAGGAACUGGAAGAUGAGAAUAUGAUGGAUGAAGGGGAGGUUACGGGGGAUGAGUCGGUGCCGCCAGAGACAACAGCUAGCGGAACAAGGUCUGGAUCAAGAACUGCGGAGACUUCACAGGAUGGGAGGCUGGGAGACAGGAUGGAUACCACUUAG
Molecule: messenger RNA, 1074 nt
Organism: Paracoccidioides brasiliensis Pb18
Exons: 2
Coding region: 1-1074 (357 amino acids)
Biological process (GO): mRNA processing; mRNA export from nucleus
Cellular component (GO): THO complex part of transcription export complex
Source: RefSeq, a predicted model, not a curated record